CUCAGCAACACGCUGCUUUUUGUGCGGAGUUUAACCCACAUUGCGACGCAGGAGGUUCAGAACUACUUAACUGGAACCGUCCAACUUCAAGUGGGCUUUAUGCUUGUUGAAGCUUCGGAGCCUAGUUAUCUUGGUUUAGCUUAGCUUAGCUUAGCUUUGCUUCCGAACAGAAAAACGUGGUUCGUCGCUUGAACAUCAAGUUGGAGCCUCCUAAAGUGUGCAAAAUGCGAGCAAGAAGGACGCCAGCCGAAAAGUUAGAGGCGGAACUUUGUGGUGCGAAAGAUCAGCAACAACAUCAACUAUCGAAUGCUUGCAAAAUGCAAGUAAAAGUUGUUCUUCGCAGGCUACCAGAUCUAUAUGUCAGCCAAGACCAUCGUCCUGAGCACCAAGAGUCUGCAUGCAUCAAAGAGGAGGAAGAGUUCAGACCCAUCCAAGGUUUCAGCAAAUAUCUUGGUCCUGAUACACAACAGCUAAAGAGAGAAGUACAACAUCCAAUCAAAAAGGAGGAGGUAGCGCUGCCAUACGUUAAAGAGGAGGAUGAUAUCACCAUGUCGAGUGGUGAGCCCUCGAAUGGCGAGGAUGGUCCGAGUGAGGUUAGCAGAGGGACUGAGCCUCAAAGCGGCAGCAGCAGCUCAACAAAAGGACACAUUUUCAUUGCACCAUCAGAUAGAAAAGGCACCACGUCACAUUCCCCUUACAAAGAUGGUGGUCAGAAGAAAUCUCACGGUGACGGCCAACUCUGCAAAUGCUCUCAGUGUGGGAAAACCUUUCCUAAUAACUAUGCUUGUCGUAAGCAUAUGAGGAGCCACACUGACGAAAAACCUUUUGUCUGCUCAGUUUGUGGUCAAAAAUUCACUCAGAAGAGAAACUUGAUAAGUCACGCUAGAACACACACUGGUGAAAAACCUUUUUCCUGCUCAGUUUGUGGAAAAAGAUUCACUCAGACGAGCAACUUAAACACACACACAAGAACCCACACUGGUGAAAAACCUUUUUCCUGCUCAGUUUGUGGAAAAAGAUUCACUCAGAAGGGCGCCUUAAACACACACACAAGAACCCACACUGGUGAAAAACCUUUUUCCUGCUCAGUUUGUGGUCACAGUUUCACUAACAAGAGAAACUUAGAAACACACACGAGAACCCACACCGGUGAAAAACCUUUUUGCUGCUCAGUUUGUGGUCAGGGAUUCACUUCAAAGAAAAUCUUAAAAGUACACACAAGAACCCACACUGGUGAAAAACCUUUUUCCUGCUCAGUUUGUGGUCAGGGAUUCACUCACAUUCACCACUUCAAAGUACACACAAGAACCCACACUGGUGAAAAACCUUUUUCCUGCUCAUUUUGUGGUCAAAGAUUCACUCAAAUUCACCCCUUAAAAGUACACACAAGAAUCCACUCUGGAGAAAACCUUUUUCUUGCUUAGUUUGUGGUCAAGGAUUUGAUCACAAGGCUCGGAUUAAGAGACACGUGUGUGUUGAUGUGAGAAGCAGUGGCCGAUGACUCUUUUGCCUGUUAUCCAUCCAUCGUCAUCCAGGACGAUUGUAUUCUGGAGAGCUUCCUCAAAUCCUGUUGAGGAUUGUCACUUGUAUGAUGUGGAUCCACACUUUUGCCAAAAGUAUUGGCUCACCUGAUUUAACUCUCAAGUUGGGUGACAUUUUUAUACAAUACUCUCCCUCUUUCAAACUACACUUUUCAGAAUUAAUAUUUGAAACAGUAGACCCCAAAUUACAAAAAUUCUAAAUCAUUCAUCAAUAAUAUAAUUACAUAAAUAUAUAGAAUUAUGAUUGACUUGCAAAUAUUUGUUUUUUGGGGGAGGGGUGAUAAUAUAUAAUUUUAAAAGUUACUAUUACUACUCUUGAUUGACAGUGACAUGUUACGACGGAGUA
Messenger RNA from Corythoichthys intestinalis (scribbled pipefish), 1887 nucleotides. RefSeq names its product gastrula zinc finger protein XlCGF8.2DB-like. Gene Ontology annotation, molecular function: DNA-binding transcription factor activity, RNA polymerase II-specific; RNA polymerase II transcription regulatory region sequence-specific DNA binding. The record is from RefSeq and is a predicted model, not a curated record. Gene Ontology annotation, cellular component: nucleus. The transcript is spliced from 3 exons. Lineage: Eukaryota; Metazoa; Chordata; Actinopteri; Syngnathiformes; Syngnathidae. Bases 225 to 1424 code for a protein of 399 amino acids. Gene Ontology annotation, biological process: urogenital system development; embryo development; regulation of transcription by RNA polymerase II.